AUGGGCGCCGUAGCCUCGUGCCUCAACAGCAUCGUCUCGGCGAUCGCUGGCAUUCUUCACUCCAUCUUUUCCGCCAUCGGAAGCGUCCUUCACACCAUUGUCUCCGCCGUCGCAUCGUGUCUUACGGCGACGUUCAACUGCAUUGCCGACGUCCUCUGCUGUCGCUGUGGUGGACGAGGCGGUGGUCGUCGGAGGGGCAAGAUCUGA
This is a messenger RNA of Kalmanozyma brasiliensis GHG001, 207 nucleotides long. RefSeq lists its product as uncharacterized. NCBI's taxonomy places the organism in Eukaryota, Fungi, Basidiomycota, Ustilaginomycetes, Ustilaginales. The coding region runs from base 1 to 207 and encodes 68 amino acids. The record is from RefSeq and is a predicted model, not a curated record. The transcript is spliced from 2 exons.